Messenger RNA from Sclerotinia sclerotiorum 1980 UF-70, 606 nucleotides. RefSeq lists its product as hypothetical. The record is from RefSeq and is a predicted model, not a curated record. The coding region runs from base 1 to 606 and encodes 201 amino acids. NCBI's taxonomy places the organism in Eukaryota, Fungi, Ascomycota, Leotiomycetes, Helotiales, Sclerotiniaceae. The transcript has 3 exons. Gene Ontology annotation, cellular component: TRAPP complex. Gene Ontology annotation, biological process: endoplasmic reticulum to Golgi vesicle-mediated transport.
AUGUGCUGGUCGGCAAAAUCUCGAAAUCCGGGGAAGGCUGCUUACUUAACCGUUUUGGGACGAGGCUACAGACUUCCCGGAAGGGUCGUCUUCGCUCUCACAAUAAUAAAUAAAGCUGGUGGUCUUAUCUACCAAAAAGAUUUCGCGGAUGGAUUGAACAAACUUUCUAUAAAUGAUUAUCUGGUUCUUGCUGGAACAUUUCAUGGCGUCCACGCCAUUUCCACCCGUCUAAACCCCAUUCCAACCACUCACCUACCCCCAGGAUCCUCCCAUCUCCCAACAACCUCACACUCCAAAACUCUCUCCACUCUUUCCUCCCUAUCCUCAACUCCAGCUUCCGAUGAUCGGCCUGAUCCUCCCUCUGGCAUUGAAGUACUAGAAACCACUUUAUUCCGCCUCCAAUGUUUCCAAACUCUUACCGGCACGAAAUUUCUCUUAUUCACUGAACCUGGUAUGCCGAAUGUUGAGAGUAUUUUAAGAAAGAUAUAUGAAUUGUAUACGGAUUAUGUGAUGAAAAAUCCGUUUUAUCAGUUAGAGAUGCCGAUUAGGUGUGAAAGGUUUGAAAGAGGGGUGGAGAGGUGGGUUAGGGGGGUAAACAUGAGGUAG